This is a messenger RNA of Corvus hawaiiensis (hawaiian crow), 802 nucleotides long. RefSeq names its product feather keratin Cos1-1/Cos1-3/Cos2-1-like. The coding region runs from base 192 to 500 and encodes 102 amino acids. Gene Ontology annotation, molecular function: structural constituent of cytoskeleton. Lineage: Eukaryota; Metazoa; Chordata; Aves; Passeriformes; Corvidae. The record is from RefSeq and is a predicted model, not a curated record. Gene Ontology annotation, cellular component: intermediate filament. The transcript has 2 exons.
AUCCUUCUCCUCCUGCUUCCAGAUCAGCUCUUUCCUGGCUGGAGGUCUCAGCUGAUCGAGGCUGUCAGAGCCCAGGGCUGGCAGCUGCUUCUGCUGGGAGAAGGCAGGGGGGAGAAGAUCUUGUGCAGAGAGAGGCUGGGACUUGGCUGAGGUGGCUCCUGGGCUUUGAGGUGCACCUGUGACCCCAAGCCAUGUCCUGCUGCCAGCCCUGCAACCCUUGCUGCCAGCCCUGCGGCCCCUGCCCGCUGGCCAACAGCUGCAAUGAGUGCUGUGUCCAGCAGUGCCAGAGCUCCACCGUCGUCAUUGAGCCGCCUGCUGUGCUGGUGACCCUGCCCGGGCCCAUCCUCAGCUCCUUCCCACAGAACACCGUGGUGGGAUCCUCCACCUCCGCUGCCGUUGGCAGCAUCCUCAGCUCUGGUGGAGUGCCCAUCAACUCUGGCGGCUUUGACAUCUCCUGCAUCACCAGCGGCUAUGGUGGCAGAUGCUGUCCCCCCUGCUAAAUCUGCUGGCAAUGUCCUUGGGCAAGACCUCGGAACCUGCUGCUGGAAUGAAGACAGAAUUUUGAGACAUUGUAUGUAGGGCUUCUGACUUUUGUUUCCUUGUUCUCUCUUGUCUCUCUUCCCUUCCGUCCCUGUCAUCACCACCCAAUGCCAGCCUAGUGGAACCUGUUGGCCUCCCUCCCUCCCUCUCUCUGCAGACCAGCAGAGGGGCACCCCCACUACACCUUAGUGGCUGCUCCUGCUGCUCUCUGAGAACCAUGUCCUUUUCUUGCUUAGGGUCAAUAAAGUCGUUUUGCAUCCAA